Messenger RNA from Xenopus laevis (African clawed frog), 963 nucleotides. It is a transcript of the gene psmd9.S, whose product is annotated as proteasome 26S subunit, non-ATPase 9 S homeolog. The record is from RefSeq and is marked provisional. Gene Ontology annotation, cellular component: cytoplasm; nucleus. NCBI's taxonomy places the organism in Eukaryota, Metazoa, Chordata, Amphibia, Anura, Pipidae. Gene Ontology annotation, biological process: proteasome regulatory particle assembly; protein folding.
CUGAACGGACAGGGCGGGGGAGCCUCUAAAUAUAAAUCAAUUGCGCCUUUUGUAAGACUUAUUCCUCGUAGGUACCCGUAGAUGUAGUUCUGCGCGGCUGCCGGUAGUUGUGGUUCGUUUCUGGAGUUUAGCCGAGUGAUGUCGGGAGCUAGGCUCCCCUGUGAACCAGACGUUACUAUGUACGACGUGCAGCUUUUGAUCAGCAAGAAGGAUGAGAUGGAAACCCAGAUAAAGGCUUUAUAUGACCUUCUGCAAGAACAAAAAGGAAUCGGAAUGGAUGGACCACUGGUUGACAGAGAAGGAUACCCUAGAACAGAUGUGGAUAUUUCCCAAGUUCGCACUGCAAGACAUAAUAUCAUCUGUUUGCAGAAUGAUCACAAAGCCAUCAUGAAAGAAAUAGAGGUAGCUCUACACAGACUACAUGCGCGAGAAAAAGAAAAGCACGAGAAGGAUGAAGCCGAGGCCCAGGCUGAAGUAAUACAGAGUCACCGAGAACUGCCUGAUGCGUUUGCUAAAGUAGAUGUUGUUACUCCAGGCUCUCCUGCCAGCAUGUCAGGACUGCAAGUUGGAGAUGAGAUCAUUGCAUUCGGGACAGUGAACACAAGCAAUUUUCAGUCUCUCCAGAAUAUUGCUAAAGUAGUGCAACACAGCGAGGGGAAGCCAUUAAGCGUGUCAGUUAUUCGAAAUGGGAAAUUGGUUUCUCUUGCACUCACCCCUUUGCGAUGGAGUGGAAAGGGACUUUUGGGGUGCAAUAUAAUUCCACUAAAAACAUCAUUCUAAUUCCAGAAAAAUGUUUUCACAUGAAGUGGACUUUCUGAGCAAAUUGCCUUUCACAGAUUGGUACAGACAGAAAACGUCAUUCCAGCACAAAUGCCUUGGACAGUAAAAUGUUGGCUGUAAUAUUUCAUCCUUAUCACAGCAUUUGUUUUUUCUGAUUUCUAAAAUAAAAAAACAUAAAUUAUA